Messenger RNA from Caenorhabditis elegans, 2578 nucleotides. It is a transcript of the gene dgn-1, whose product is annotated as Dystroglycan 1. Bases 114 to 1868 code for a protein of 584 amino acids. Gene Ontology annotation, cellular component: sarcolemma; membrane. Gene Ontology annotation, biological process: cell adhesion. The transcript is spliced from 6 exons. Gene Ontology annotation, molecular function: calcium ion binding. NCBI's taxonomy places the organism in Eukaryota, Metazoa, Nematoda, Chromadorea, Rhabditida, Rhabditidae. The record is from RefSeq and is marked reviewed.
AACGACAACGUGUAUUGAACCGAACUUGUGAUUAGAAUCGAAAACGAAAUUUCAAUUUGGCGCACCCAUUUUUUAGUCCCGGCUUAUUGAUAAACACAUAGAGACCGUUCACAAUGCGUCUCAUUUUCCUGGUAUCCACCCUGCUACUAGUGACAACCGCCAUUUCCGACACCCGUGUGUUUAUUGGAGAACUGUUUGAGCACAACCUUGGAGACAACUACACCAUUGCUACUGGAAAGGAUUCCGGCCCACUUCCUUCAUGGCUCAUGGUUCGCGACCAGACGCUAACGGGUAUCCCAACUGAAAACGACGUUGGCAGGCACACUGUCAUGAUCAAAUCAAGAGGACGCAAGCCCGUUUACCUGUACCUGAAUGUCGAGGAAGAAACUAUAAGCCCAUGUGGAGCCAACAACACUUUCUGGAUGGAAACCUACCACGAGCAAGAGGCGUCGCUCGCCAACAGAAUCAACACUGCACUUGCAAUGAAUGAGUUGGAGCUGGAUCCAGAAAUCAAGACUGUGCGUAUCUACUCGUUCAACUUCAGUUUGAUCAAUAGAGAGCUCGAAGAAAUCAACCAAGAAGCCGUUCAUGGACAGUAUAUGGCUAUUUGGAAGGUUGCCUGUGAAGAUUUCGAUGAAGCACUCAAUUACAUGGAUGACUUCGUUGAUCGAGAGGAUGUUGAUUAUGACUCGAUUAAAUUAGCUAAAGGAUUCUUCAAGCCGGGAAUGGCUCCAAAACCAACAAAAGAGGCUGAAGAUCCCACGACUGCCGAGUACUUGCGUACAACAACUGAGCUCAUCCGUACCACGAGAAGAAUCACUGACAACAAACCAAUCCUUCUCAACAGACUUCCAUCAUUCACUUGCACAAGAGGAGAAAUGUGCGACCUUCGUAUUCCAUCAGAAACAUUCAAGGAUGCAGAAGAUGGAGACACCUUCAAGAUGAAGCUCUCGGUUCUGGCUCUUGACAAUGCUGAAGUCUGGAUGAUCAACGAAUCGAACAAGGGACUCAUCGGAGUUCCAAUGAGAACUGGAGAAUUCAAUUACCGUCUCGAAGCUCGUGACAAAGCUGGACAACUCGCAUCUGCUCCAUUCCAGGUCAAUGUGAAGCCAGCUCUUCCAACCAAUCACCGUGUCCAGUUAGAAAUGGAUCAACCAACUCCCCAGCAAAUGGCUACCAAUCCUUCAAAGAGAAACUUGCUCGUCCGUGCUCUUGCCAGAUCCCUCAAGGCUCCAGUCAACAGUUUCACUAUUCAAGAAAUUGGAUACAAGAACAACAAAACAAUGGUGGCUUUCAGCAACAAUUCAAUUCCAUACAAAGUAUGCGAUGAAGCUGCAAUCAAUGCUAUGGCCUCAAAGAUGAUUAUCAAGCAAAAGAUGAGAACUAAGACGGAGUUUGUCAAAACUAUGGGAAAUCAAUUCUAUGUGCGUACCGCCACUAUGAUCCGCCACGGAAACUGUGAUGAGACAGUCGAAAUUAGCACUACAGCUCCAACUGUUGAAUCAAUUCAAGAAGCUGACUCGCAGCUGUUGCUCAUCUGCGUCCUUCUUUUCCUUCUUCUCCUGAUUGCGGUUGCCAUCAUUAUCUACUGUGCUUGUAUCAAGAAAAGUGGAAAGAAGAAGUCAACGAGCACCGAAUAUGUGUCCAAGGGCCUUCCAGUUGUCUUCCCAGAUGAGGUUGAGGAGAAUGAUCCAACACACGCCGGAACUCCAAUGCUCGCUCGUGAGGAACGUCCACCACUCAAGGUGUCUCAGCACGAGAAUCCGUUGUACAAGCCACCACCACCAAUCGCCAGCAACUCUCCACGUCUCGGACAUGCUUCAUCAUCAUCGAACCAAAAGCUUCAGUCUCCAUUCAUUCCUCCUUAAUUCCGAGCGAGAAAUUGUAUCCACUGUUAUGAACUGAUGUCUCUUCCUGUUAUUAUCCUCUACCUUUCCCUUUCUUUGUUCCGAACUUAGCCAUCAAUCGUUUUCCUGUACUUGCAUGGAUAUACAAUUCAACAUGAAUAUCAAAUCCUAUCAAAAGUUUAUCACAUUUAUCCUUUUUAAACUGGACAAUGUUGAUAAAUUGCAGUAGUUUUGAGCCAUGAAGAUUGCAUUUCAAUGCUGUUUUCGGGGUUUCCCAAAUACUUCAAAUCUUUCCCUAUCUCUUUCCAUACGAGGCAAUUCAUAAUAACAAUCACAAUCCAAAUCUUUCCUUUUUCUGUAGUUAUUGUUGCAUUUUGAAUCAUUUCUCAGUACUUUCCCACCAACACAAUCCCACUCCCAAAAAUCAUCCAUCUCAUCCCAGCUUUCUUCAUUUUUAUUUUUUAGUUUCUAACACUCCCAUUUUUCUCUACCACAAAACACAUAUAUUCCUCAAUUUUGUAACGGUGAUUUUCUUAUUUCUUGUAUGCUCUCUGAGCCUUUGGAAUUCCAUGGGUUUUCUCAAUUCACUGUUUUCCGCCUUUUUCCUCAAUAGUUAGUUGUUCUCUGUCAUUUUUGAUUACCCCACCACCAACCAUCUCUCCCCAGUUUUAACAGUCCUGUUUUCAAUGCAUCACUGUUUUGUUUCAUAAAUUUAAAACUAAAAAUUAUAA